CAAAAAACUCCAAUUUUAUCGUUUGUAAAUUUUAAAGAACGAAACAGAACCCAAACUUGAUCUGAAAUUUUCCAAAAAAUAAUAGCAUUUUCCCUCUAUUUAGGUAGCCAUUGGAAGCUGGAGAACAAUGGUGUCCCCCCUACCCGUGUAUCUCUGUAGCCUAACUAGAUACUGUUAUGUUUACUGCUUCUUCUGCAUUUGUUCUCUCUACCAAGCGGUUUCUAUUUUUAAACUCUGUCUCUUAGUUCAGUAUGAGAGGAUGAUGGAGUAUGACCAGGAAAAACUGAAAAGGGUUUGCUACGCAGUAGUAACCAUAGCUGGGGGACUUAUCUACUCAGCUUUCUACUUAGCAAACAUUUCCAGAGGUGUAUUUCACCAGCCAGAGGCAUACUUUGCAGCAUGUACCGCCGAGGGGUUGGACUACGUGAUACCUUUCAACAUAUUUGUAUUCCUACUUCACCUUCUGGUAUUUCUGAUCUCAAACUUGAUUGUGCGCUGCUACGCUAGUCAAGAAGAGGGAUGCCCCUUCUCAUGGAUUCAGUAUAUCCAAUGCUCUAUUAGUAAAACUGUUACUAUAGGAGCAUUUGCAACCACAGGAUUUAUCUGUCUAAUUCUUGUUAUAAUGACGAUGCCAUCUAUGGAGUCGAAUGGUGGUAUCAGCCUCUACUUUGCUAUUGGGGCACCACUGGCAGGAGUUCUAAUGCAUGUUCUGAAAGAGUAUGAGUUCACUUACCCGUGCCUGAUGGCGUUGCUUUCUGAAAUAAAAGGAUUCUUCUGUUGCAAACAAAAUCAAGUUCAUCCAAUCCAAGAUUCUCUAAAUCCUCAACUCCCGUUCGUAAUUAAUGUUCAGCCAAUCAAUCCUCUAGAGGAUGAUGGUGGAAUCUUUGUUGGAUAACUCAUCCACAAUCUAGAACCUUAAGGUAUCUUGUAUUUGUGGAAUUCCGUCUCCUGGAGUCCCAUUUCCUAGAGUCCAGCAUCCUGGAUUGUUGCCACCUAGAGUCCUGUAUCCUGGAGUCCUGUAUUCUGAAAUCCUGGAUCCUGGAGACCUGUAUUCUGGAGUCCUGUAGUCCUGUUUUCUGGAGUAUUGUGUCCUGGAGUCAUGUAGACUGGAGUUCUGUAUCCUGGAAUCCUGUAUCCUGGAUUCUUGCCACCUGCAGUCCUGUAUCCUGGAGUCCUGUAUCUUGGAGUCCUGAAUCCUGGUGUAUUCUGGAGUCCUGUAUCCUGGAAACCUGUAUUCUGGAGUCCUGUAUCCCGGAGUCCUUUUUCCUGGAGUCCUGUAUCCCGGAGUCCUUUUUCCUGGAGUCCUGUAUUCUGAAAUACUGUAUCCUGGAGUCCUGUAUCCUGAAAUACUGUAUCCUGGAGUUCUGUUUCCAACAAUUUACAGAAUUCUACACUUUUAAGAACAACAAACUACGAUAUCUCAUAAUCUCUACGUUGUUGCUCAGAUGAAGAAAUCAGGGUUAACGUUUUCAAUCUGGUAUUUAACUCUUCAAAUGGAGGGUCACUUGAAAAAUAUGUUUACAGUCCCUUUAAUUGUAUUUGAACUAGUUUUGUUAAAAUUG
This is a messenger RNA of Eurytemora carolleeae, 1562 nucleotides long. RefSeq lists its product as uncharacterized. The record is from RefSeq and is a predicted model, not a curated record. The transcript has 3 exons. The coding region runs from base 128 to 895 and encodes 255 amino acids. NCBI's taxonomy places the organism in Eukaryota, Metazoa, Arthropoda, Copepoda, Calanoida, Temoridae.